AUGGAAGCGCAGGUUAAGUUCCUGCUGCAGGCUGCAAUCUGUCUCUGUUUAGUGGUGGCUGCAGAUAUUGUCAGAGAGCCGCUGCUCUGCCCACCGUUGGAAAACUGCUCUCUCUCUGGGCAUGACUGCCCAUUUGGCUUCCAGCAAGACCCCAGCGGCUGUCUGCUAUGCCAGUGUGUCAGCAAUGAAACAUGUCCUGAUGUGUCCACGCACUGCUCUCUGGAGUGUCCCAUGGGUUAUGAGAAAGACAGCUAUGGUUGUGAAGUGUGUGAAUGUGUGAAUGUAGCCACACCAAAGUGUCGCCCCAUGACCUGCAGCAAGACAUGCCCUUAUGGAUACAUGAGGAACAAGCACGGCUGUGAGAUGUGCCGCUGCGUCCGCUGUCCGCCGUUCACCUGCGACAAACACUGCGGCGGCGGCUUCAGAAAGAGCAGGAAGGGCUGCAGCGUCUGCGAGUGUGAAGACGCAGACAGACACAGCGCCUCCGUCACCGUCUCCUCCAGCUUCUGUCUGAUGGCGAGCGGCCGGCGUUUCGAGGAGGGAGACGGAUGGCACGACGGCUGCCGAGACUGUUUCUGUCACGCCGGCCGAGAGAUGUGUGUGCUGAUCACCUGCCCUGUGCCCACCUGUGUCCACCCUGUGCUCCGAGCCGACCAGUGCUGCCCCGGCUGUGACGACGAUCUGGAGCCGCCGCGUCCCGUAAACAGCAGUCUUCAGGAGCUCUGUGUCUCCAGCGCUGGAGAAAUCCUGCGCAGCGGCGACUCGUGGAAACCCAACGCCUGCAGCAGCUGCGUCUGCCGCGACGGGAACGUCCGCUGCUUCUCACAGCAGUGUCCACUCGCCGACUGCAGGGUCCCUGUGCUGCGCAAGGGCCAGUGCUGCCCGCAAUGCAUGCUGGAGAUAACGAGCUCGUCAGCGCCGCUAAUGCUGUCGACGGCCGUCACCGAGGCUGCUCCUCCGCUCCACAGCGUCACACAUGGUGAAGGUCUCUCGCGGGACGUCCCGAGCCAGACGCAGAUGACGCUCAUCUACCAAUCAGCGGCCUGGGUUCUGGCGGGAAUCCUGCUGGCUGUGUUCAUCUUCCUCCUGGUGGCCAUCCUGGUGAACUGCAGGAAGAACUGGGUUCAGAUGUCCUGCUACGGCGCGCCCAAGAAGACGGUGAUCCUGCAGAAACACGUGAACAAGAGUUCUCUCGUCUACAUGGAGCCGUCCAGAGAGAGUCAGUUCCAGAGCGUGAAGAGCGGAGAGCGAGUCUGCGUCCCGCGUGCUAAACUCACUAACGGACACGUCCAGCGCUAGCGUCAGAGGCCAGAAACUCCACCGAACGCCGGCGCAAGAACAUCCCAGUACUGUGAUCACCUCCUGCUUUAUUCCGUGUUUUUAUGAUGUUCGGAGCGUCCAAACUAAACAGGACCACAGAAACUAAAGCAAGCAAGAAACAAACCAAACGUUCAGGAACCAGACGGACCUUCAGAGACCAGAGAAAAGAGAUCUGCAUCAUAUUCUGAGGCCUUGCAGCACAGACGUGUUUCCUGACCUCUCCAGUCUGUUUAUUCGUUUCUAUACGCUCAAGUGUUUUACUUGUAGUUUGUUGUUAGUCGCUUGUAAGCCUCGUGACUGAACAUUGCUGUAUACACACACACACACACAUACACACAAACAUACACUCACUCACACACUC
Molecule: messenger RNA, 1681 nt
Organism: Sinocyclocheilus anshuiensis
Lineage: Eukaryota; Metazoa; Chordata; Actinopteri; Cypriniformes; Cyprinidae
Product: cysteine-rich motor neuron 1 protein-like
Exons: 9
Coding region: 1-1299 (432 amino acids)
Cellular component (GO): plasma membrane
Molecular function (GO): protein binding; serine-type endopeptidase inhibitor activity
Source: RefSeq, a predicted model, not a curated record